Messenger RNA from Dracunculus medinensis (Guinea worm), 711 nucleotides. Lineage: Eukaryota; Metazoa; Nematoda; Chromadorea; Rhabditida; Dracunculidae. The record is from the annotation of a GenBank genome assembly.
AUGAUGAACCAAAUAUGGAUAACGAUCUCGCAUCGAGUUAACUCUUGUUGGUCAGAAUGUUAUUCAAAUAUUGGUUAUGAACCAAGUCGAAGAAUUAUUUCAUUAUCGAACGAAUGUGCAACACUUGGCGUUGCAAUUUAUGAGACUGGUCAUAUAUUGGGAUUAAUACAUGAACAAUGUCGAAGAGAUCGCGAUAGCUAUUUGAUAAUAGAUUUUCAAGCAAUAAUCCCCGAAAUGAGAGGCGCUUUUUCUAAAAGGGAUCGUCUUAUCAAAUAUAAUCUACCUUAUGACUUAGGAUCCAUAAUGCAUUAUUCUUCGCAGGCAUUUUCCGAACAAAAUUAUCGAACAAUUCAUCCAUUCGAUGAAAAUUUUUAUGAAACCAUGGGACAGCGAGAUUCUAUCGGAUUUUACGAUGCCGCUGCAAUAAACAUUGCAUAUUGUUCCAACAUUUUAGAUUCUUGUAACAACCAAUUAUACUGUUUGAACAAUGGAUAUACAGAUCCAAAUGAUUGCUCGAAAUGCUUAUGUCCAAGUGGAUUUGUGGGCAAAUAUUGUAAUCAAGCGGAAGGAGGUGAUAAAUGUACCAAUCGCAUAAUAAUUGCAACAUCAAAAUGGUUAUUAUUUUUAUGGAAUGGUACUGCAAAUUGUUCGUGGAUUAUUAAAGUGGAUUAUCUAAUUUUAUUCAAAAUAAAUUUUAAAUUUUUUUUUUGA